This is a messenger RNA of Acanthopagrus latus (yellowfin seabream), 1778 nucleotides long. It is a transcript of the gene nkap, whose product is annotated as NFKB activating protein. NCBI's taxonomy places the organism in Eukaryota, Metazoa, Chordata, Actinopteri, Spariformes, Sparidae. The record is from RefSeq and is a predicted model, not a curated record. Gene Ontology annotation, molecular function: chromatin binding. The coding region runs from base 209 to 1471 and encodes 420 amino acids. The transcript has 8 exons. Gene Ontology annotation, biological process: regulation of gene expression. Gene Ontology annotation, cellular component: nucleus.
GGCAGUCUGGGGGAGCGGAGUGUGUUUGUGGACGGACGUAUCAAUACUUCCUGUUGUUGGACGCGAUAAUGGCGUAUUGCAGAAAAGAGAGAACAUGAGCGUGUAAACAUCUUAAUUUCUCUUUUAAUCUACAUUAAAACAGCAUUAUUUUAUCUCUAGUACUUCCAGGAGCUUACGGGUCAGUCUAAAGCCGUCUUCCUGUAACGUCAUGCCGAUGUCGGACCGUUCCAGCUCCGACGGCGGGGAGCCCCGGAGCCCUCGGGCCCGGAGACCGCGCACACGUUCCCGCAGCCGCAACCGCAGCUACAGCCACGAACGGAGCCUGUCUCCGGACAGCUUUGGGCCCAAACUUCCGAAGCCGCGGAACAAGGAGCGGGAACGUGAGGAACGGGAGCGCCGGUUCCGAGAGGCGAAAAACCUCAGACGGAUCCGCAUAGGAAGCCCCCGCCGGAGCCGAUCCAGGUCCCGGUCCCGGUCCCGGUCCAGGGAGCGUCACAACAACACCAACAGCAGCAGCAGCCACAGUCACAGUCACAACCACAACCACAACUCCUGGUCCGAGCAGCGGGACGCUCCUGGAAAACACGGAAGCUUCAAAGAUGAUUAUUACUACGAGCAGCAGAGAGACGAUGCUCAGAGACAGAGACAGGAGGCGUUUAUCUCCAGACGCCUGCAAGAGAGGGAGAGGAUCGGUGAGUUAGGCUGUCCUGAAGUCUGGGGAUAUUCACCAAGAGUCAAAGAGCCAGACUCUGAUGAAUUCACACCAGUGGAGGAAGACGAGAAGAACAGCAGCUCAGAUUCGAGCUCAGAAGAAGAGAAGAAGAAGAAAAAGAAAAAGAAGAAAUCCAAGAAGAAAAAGAACAAAAAGCACUCUGAGGACAGCGACCUGGAAUCAGAUUCAGAUGAAGAAGAAAUAAAGAAGAAGAAAAAGAAAAAGAAGAGCAAAAAGUCCAAGAAGUCCAAGAAGAAGAAGGCGAAGAAGAGUCGUAAAGAGUCCAGCAACUCCAGCAACAGUGAGGAGUCAGAGGAGGAGGAAGAGGAGGAUCCCAGCAGCGUGAUGUGGGUGGAGAAAACCUGCAUGGAUGAACACGUGGUCGGCCCCGAAGCUCCGCUCACCCACAUGUCCCAGGACGACAGACCUCUGGAUUUCGGUCAUGCCCUGCUGCCAGGUGAAGGUGCUGCGAUGGCGGAGUACGUGAAAGCCGGCAAACGUAUCCCCAGAAGAGGUGAAAUCGGUCUCACCAGCGACGAGAUCGCAAACUUUGAGAAGUCUGGCUACGUGAUGAGCGGCAGCAGACAUCGUCGUAUGGAGGCCGUGCGUCUGAGAAAGGAAAACCAGAUCUACAGUGCAGACGAAAAGAGAGCUCUGGCAUCCUUCAACCAGGAGGAGAGGAGGAAGAGAGAGAGCAAGAUCCUGUCGAGCUUCAGGGAGAUGGUGUACAGGAAAACCAAAGGCAAGGAGGAGAAAUGAACGUCACGUGUGUGUACUGGAUUCAGUCAGAUUUACCCUUUACUGGACAAAUUUACAUUUUGUCUUGUGACCUGAGGUGUUUAAUGUUUUAUUUUUUAGAGGAUAACGACGUUCUGUUUUCUAAAGCUAUGUAACCUUCAGAGGGAGGACGUUGACUGUAAAGAAAUGUGUGUAAAUGAGAGUCUGCAAAAUACUCUGCUGUAUUAUAUUCUCCAUCCUGUUUCCUUUUCAAAUGUUCAGUUAUAAUUCGCUCCUGUAAAUUUUUAAUUCUGAGUAGAACGGUAAAUAAAUUUUCAUUCCAAACUCG